UCUCUCCGCCUCUCUUCUUCAUCUCCCCGCCUCCAAAACCCUAACCCUCGCUCAGCCUCAGCCCCCCCAGCCAUGCCUCCCAAGUUCGACCCCUCCCAGGUCGUCGAGGUCUACGUCCGCGUCACCGGAGGCGAGGUCGGUGCCGCCAGUUCCCUCGCUCCCAAGAUCGGCCCCCUCGGUCUCUCCCCCAAGAAGAUCGGAGAGGACAUCGCCAAGGAGACCGCCAAGGACUGGAAGGGCCUCCGCGUCACCGUCAAGCUCACCGUCCAGAACCGUCAGGCCAAGGUCUCCGUCGUCCCGUCCGCCGCUGCUCUCGUCAUCAAGGCCCUCAAGGAGCCCGAGCGCGACCGCAAGAAGAGCAAGAACAUUAAGCACAACGGCAACAUCAGCCUGGAUGACGUCAUCGAGAUUGCGAAGAUCAUGAAGAGCAGGUCGAUGGCUAAGGACUUGAGUGGGACUGUGAAGGAGAUACUGGGGACUUGUGUCUCGGUUGGGUGCACUGUGGACGGGAAGGACCCUAAGGAUUUACAGCAGGAGAUUACUGAUGGAGAUGUCGAGGUUCCGCUGGACUGAGCCAGUGAGGGCAGUUUUGGUAUUUAUAAUCUAAUCUUUGUUUGGUAUUGUUAUUGUGGUUUGUUUUUUAUGGUCCCAGGUGAUGAAUUCUAUGAGACGUAUUGAAUCUAAUGGGAAAUGUAGCUGUUUAGAAUGGAAUGUUUCGGUUUCGAUGGAAAUUGAUGUUGGGACAGUAAAUUUUUCAUGUUUAAUCUGAAAUGCAUUCGCUUA
Messenger RNA from Argentina anserina (silverweed cinquefoil), 783 nucleotides. RefSeq names its product 60S ribosomal protein L12-like. Gene Ontology annotation, molecular function: large ribosomal subunit rRNA binding; structural constituent of ribosome. Bases 73 to 573 code for a protein of 166 amino acids. The record is from RefSeq and is a predicted model, not a curated record. The transcript has a single exon. NCBI's taxonomy places the organism in Eukaryota, Viridiplantae, Streptophyta, Magnoliopsida, Rosales, Rosaceae. Gene Ontology annotation, cellular component: ribosome; cytosolic large ribosomal subunit. Gene Ontology annotation, biological process: translation.